Leucoraja erinaceus (little skate) is the source of this 2038-nucleotide messenger RNA. RefSeq names its product follicle stimulating hormone subunit beta (gene fshb). Bases 470 to 964 code for a protein of 164 amino acids. Gene Ontology annotation, biological process: G protein-coupled receptor signaling pathway. Gene Ontology annotation, cellular component: extracellular region; cytoplasm. The record is from RefSeq and is a predicted model, not a curated record. Lineage: Eukaryota; Metazoa; Chordata; Chondrichthyes; Rajiformes; Rajidae. The transcript is spliced from 5 exons. Gene Ontology annotation, molecular function: hormone activity.
ACAAGAAGAGGUAAGCAUGCAAUACCACUUAUACAAGUAUGUCAACAUUCCUCCUCUUCAACUUUAAUCAUGUUCUAGACGGCUUACCAGCUGAACAACUCCGAGCUGCCGACCUCACAAGGAAACAAGCGACUGCCUUCUCUGCUUUCCCCGAAGUUGUCCUGUGAAGUGUCGCCCAGUCCAAUGAGGCAACUGUCCAUCACCUACCUCUCCCCCGGGCCCAUUGGUGAGUUGCUGCCUGUUCUAAGUCCAGCGAGUGGGUGAAAGAUUGCAGCCAAACAAGACGACAUGAAAGCAUUUCAACCGAUGUGUAGAUUUACCGUGCACAUGGAACUGGGAGGACACUGCUGCUUUCUUUCAAUGCAAUCUCUACGCUUUGCAGUUGACAGCAUGUACCUGUUCACCAGGUCUUUGUUCAGUUUCACCACACCUCUUAUGAUGCAAUGCUUCAUAUCCCGCAUCGUUGCUUAUGAUUAGUUUAAUGUUGCGAGCAAUGGUCCCGUCUAAGACGUUCACGAUUUAUCUGCUCCUCUUGUUACUCUGCCGGGCAUCGACGGUGUCCCUGAACAAAUGCCGGUUGACGAACAUCACCAUCUCCGUGGAGAGGGAGGAGUGCGGAUUCUGUGGGACAAUAAAUGUCACCUGGUGUUCCGGUUACUGUUUUACUAAGGACCCAGUCUGCAAGCACACUUUGGCGUUUGUGUACCAAGAGAUUUGCAGUUACAAGGAGAUUGUCUAUGAAACGAUGACCAUUCCCAACUGCCCUGCCAACGUUAACCCUUAUUAUACCUACCCUGUUGCAACGAGCUGCCAGUGUGGUAUGUGUAAUACGGAUACCACUGACUGCACUGUCUCAGCGAUGGGACCUGUUCACUGCUCGCUGGAACAGCCAAGGAGAAAUGAUACGAGCAACUGGCAAAUCACUUCCAACCCAUCAAGCAGGACCAACGUCAAGGAUAUUUAACGCACUGACCUUAAACCCAUACUCUGCCCCGGGGAAAUAAAAAACUAUUGUCCAUUUGGGCAGUGGUAUGAUGAUUGAUUUCCCCCACUUCGAGUAACCGCGGCAUUCCUUCCCUCUCUCUCUCUCCAUCCCUCCCCCACACAAGUAGCACCAGCUUCUUGUUCUCACCUAGCAAACAGCUAACUACCGACUGUUCACUUUCUCUUCAAUAGUUUUACGGCGUAUUCUUCAUUCAUUUGUUCCAUUUCUCUCAACAUCAGUAUCUAUGUCUCUCGUUUCCCUCUCCCCCCUGGCUCAAUAGACAACAGGUGCAGGAGUAGGCCACUCAGCCCUUCGAGCCAGCACCCCUAUUCAAUAUGAUCAUGGCUGAUCAUCCAGAAUCAGUACCCCGUUCCUGCCUUCUCCCCAUAUCCCUUGAUUCCGUUAGCACUAAGAGGUAAAUCUAACUCUCUUAAAGAGGAAAUACCCAGAGUAUUCUUAUAAAGGAAAUAUAAUGAAAGGAAUAGAUUGGGUGUGGUCUCACUAGGGCUCUGCACAACUACAGAAGGAUAUCUUUGCUCCUAUACUCAACUCAUUGCCGCACCAGCUUCUGGUUAUCACCCAACAAACAGCUAACAACGGCCCGUUCCCUGUCUCAUCGUUAAUUCUUUUGCAUAUCUUUCAUUCAUUUGUUCCAUAUCUCUCCGUCUAUGUCGCCGUCUAUAUCCGUCCUUUCCCUCUCCCCCGACUCUCGACCAGGAACCGCACCCCGUUUCAUCUCCAGCAUCCCGUGUCGUUGUCCACUCCCCGUUGAGGCCUGGGUUGACAUCACUAGUUUGAUAUGUUACAUAACUGUUAAAUUAUGUUGACAUUUUAAGUUAUAUUAUUUGGACUGUGUGUGAGUGACGUGUUUUCCAGUGUUUAUGUAAUAUUUAAGUAUUUUAAUUUAAGAGAUAUGUAAAAGAUGGCUUGUUGUAAAGCAACAUGUUAAACGGUCACCAUUUAAGAACUCGACUAUUGUGAAUUCUGGCUCUCCACAGCCAGAACCAUUCCAUGCAUCUUAUGUUCACCUACCAAUAAAGUCACUAUUUUCAC